AUGAAGGAGAGCUUUGAGCUUAAUCAGCCGUUCACCAAAUGCAUCCGGUGGCAGCUGGAAGAAACCACCGAUCCCCUCCACUGCCCUUUUCACUACUUCUGCGCCAGCUUCUACCACGGCGGCGACUACCCUCCCUCCGUCGACCUCCUCGUGUUCUUCUUCGCUUUGGCAUCCUUCCUCUCCGCCGUCGCCUUCACUCUCCUGGACUUCGCGGCCAGCUCCGCGGGGGAACUCAACGUGGGAAGACUGAGACUUAGCAGGAGGCAUCUGCUGCCGUCGGGACCCGUCGGGCUUCCUCUGGCGAUACUCGUCCUCUCCCACGGCCACAGCAUCAACACGAUCUACCCCUUCUUGCGCCUAGCGCCGGCGCUCCUCCACGUCGUAUACGUGUCGGCGCUGGCGUUCCGGAACCGGUCGGAGAGCGAGGCCAAGUACGGGAUCCUGGAGGCCACCACCGUGUCAGGGAUCCUGCACGCGAGCAAGCACUUGGACUCCGUAAUCUUUCCUUACUACACGGGGCUGGAGGCGGCGGCGGGGUCGACGCCUUCCGGCGCGUGCGCGUCGUGCGUCUGCCGGAAGGCCGCCCUGGCGGCCACCGGUGGCGGGCACAGGGGGUGUUCGAGGACGACGGUGGCGGUGGCGGGUGCGGUCUGCGCGAGGAUGGUGUGCAGGGUGAUGGGGGAGGGGAGGUGGAGAGGGUGGAUGAGGAACGCGGUGGAGGGGGUCGGGUGGGGUUUGGUUGCCAGGGACUCCCUGCGGCUGAUGGCGAGAGGCGGCGGCGGCGUUGCGGCGAGCCGCACCGCCCUGGAUGUGGCGGUCCAUGGAGGGGUCUCCGUUCUGGUUUUGCUAAAUCUGGCGAGGAUUCUGUACAAGUUCUCGGAUUCGGUGGCGACUAAGAAGCAUCGGCAUUGCGGCCAGAGGAAAAUCGUAGCGAGUAGAGAUUACGAGGAAAUUGUAUAG
Molecule: messenger RNA, 960 nt
Organism: Zingiber officinale
Lineage: Eukaryota; Viridiplantae; Streptophyta; Magnoliopsida; Zingiberales; Zingiberaceae
Exons: 1
Coding region: 1-960 (319 amino acids)
Source: RefSeq, a predicted model, not a curated record